Molecule: messenger RNA, 819 nt
Organism: Oppiella nova
Lineage: Eukaryota; Metazoa; Arthropoda; Arachnida; Sarcoptiformes; Oppiidae
Source: the annotation of a GenBank genome assembly
AUGGCAUUACCAGUGCAAAAGGUGCGGAAUCACUUAUUUUUCAGUGCCCACGAGCCUAAGAACCUGGAGUUCGCACUGAACUACCAGCCCCUUGACUGCGACCGUAUAUUACUGGCGGGCCCUGCAUCUGGAGUCCAUCACUGUCUCCAUGUAUUGAAAAAUAUAAUGAAUAGGAUGGACAAAAUUGAGCAUGGUCAAUACGUAUACUUUCUGGAUUCACAUGGCUUCCGCGUAGUGGACAGCCAGCGCGGGGAACGGGAUGCAUGGAAUCCUACCCUAUUGGCCACCCACACGACCCUCAACCUAAUCGCGUAUAAUCCGCGUCCGAAGUACUUAAUUAUAAUCCGAAACCCGAAAGACAUUUGCGUUUCGAUAUACCGGUCGUGGAAAUCGCAAACAGAUCUCAACAUAGAGUUCAACGCAUUCUUCGAGAUGUUCAUCACUGGUCGGGAACUCCCGUACGGCGACUAUUUCGAGGCUAUGAGAGUUCAGUGGGAGCACCGGGAUCGUGGCAACUGUACGCUCAUUACGUACGAGAGUUUGGUUGACAGCCCAAAGAAUAGUAUCCUAAAAAUGUCUGAAUUCUUGGAUUUACCCAACGCGAGGGCACCGGUAGUAAUGACAGCACUACUCUAUAUAAUACAGACAAAUGAUGUCAAGUGGGACGGAAUGCCCGGCGACUGGAGAGCCGUUUUGACCCAAAGUCAGAGCGAUUUGAUUGAUGAGAAGGUUAAGGACGUAUGGAUGGGACGGGUUUGGAGUCGCUUUGGGAACGGGAGAUGCAAUGGUAGACACAUUUGGAUGACAAACAGAUUUUAA